AAUUCAAUCGUGAGCUCAUCUCUCUAUCGAAAAUAAAUAAAUAAAAAGAAUUCUUUUUCGAAACACGUUACGUUACAUUCCACGAAAACACUGAUCGAAGAAAUAUGAUUCUACCCGAAAGUUAGACAAUCAGCAGAAAUUACUCAGUAACAUAGUGUGGCAGUGGCAGUAUGUGUGUUCACGUACUCACGACUUAAUCAUUUAACAACAAUGUGCUUUAUUAUUUAAUUAAAAUAAAACCAGAAUAAUACAGAUAUGAUUGAAACUAUGAAAACAGAACGAUCCUUCGAAAAACUUGGACUUCCACCUAUGGAGUUGGCAGAAUCAACAACUAAUCGUCAAAAUAAUGAGGUUAAAAAUAAAUGGAUACUUUUAAUACAAAAACUAAAAACGACAAUUUUACUUAUUGCACUCGCUGCAGGGGUAUAUGUUUUAUCGCUGAGAUUGUUGGAAAUUUUUGUCGGUACACGUAGCACUGAAAUAUUUGUAGUAACAGGAACAUACGAAUACCCGAACAUUACAUUAUACGAUGGCGACAUGGAAAUAUUUUUACGAUUGAAAAACAAUACUUUAGAAGCAAACAAAAGGAUGAAAAGACAUGUCAGCGAACUAAGCGAUAGCAUAAUAGAGCCUGUAGAAGAGUUCGUUUUAACCGAUGAAGACUUACAGAAUGCAAGAGAAAUAAUAGUAAAACAUGAUUUACUAUGUAAACAUGGUGACAAUGAUGAAACUUGUAUAAAAAUAACUAACCGCUUAAAAGAAAUGGUUUUGAAGCCGAAGCUUAAUAAAGAUCAAAGCAACGAAAUUCCUGUCAUUCCUAAAAUAAAAAUUAAUAGUUUGCAUAGCUUAGAAGCCGAUCGUGAUUUAAAUUCUAACAAUCAUGCUAUUCGUAAUUCUGAGGCAGUAAAAAAACGUGAAAUACAUUCCGUAGCAAAAACACAAAAUAUAUUGGAAUCUGUUCCUCGCACACAACUAGCAUUUGCAGCUCAACCUUCAGAGAAUCAUAUCACUGAUCCAUGUCUAGAGCGUCUCUUGAAGCAAUAUACUCAAGCACGUAACAAUUAUGAAUUGCCUCAUUCUGAAUACGCACCACCUCAGUAUGAGAACCCAACACUCAACAACCUACACCCAAGAUACUACGAUCCGGUCUCGCACCCAGCAUUUCUCCAAGGUCGCGAGGUUGAAGCUAGGAAAAGCAAACUUCAUCCACAAGACGUUGAUAUAUUCAUGAGCCUACUAACUCCCAAGCCCGAAGCUAUUUCCACCAAAAAAAUUGAUGCAGAAGCACGAACUACACUUUGCUCUGAUGGAUCAAAACCAUGUGAUAAUGGUGAAGGAUGUAUAACUGAAAAACAAUGGUGUGAUGGGAAUGUUGAUUGUUCUGAUGUAAGCGACGAAGCUAAGUGUGACUGUAAAUCUAGAGUAGACAAAUCGAGGCUUUGUGAUGGAUACUUUGACUGUCCAUUUGGAGAAGACGAAAUGGGGUGUUUUGGGUGCAGUGAGACUACUUUCAGUUGUUUGGACGUGGAUAUGAAUUCACAGAGUACUUGUUUCACGAAAGAGCAAAGAUGCGAUAAUAUCGAGCAUUGUCCGAAUCAUAGAGAUGAACUUGAAUGUAAUAUGUUAGCUCCAAGCCUUUUAAAAAAGCCUCUAUUUGCAGUGUCAAAUACAGAAGGGUUUUUGCAUAGAAAUCUUAAAGGAGAUUGGUACGCCGUAUGCCAUAAUCCAUAUAUGUGGGCGCAUGACACUUGCCGUCGAGAAACUGGACUUAUAAUAAGACCACCUUUUAUACAAAUAGUCCCUGUUGAUCCGAUGUCGAAAGUCAGUUACUUGAGCACGGGUCCAGGUGGUAUAUUACAAACAAGUGAGACUUGCUUCAACUCUUCCGCCGUUUACGUCACCUGCCCAGAUCUGCUAUGUGGCACUCGAGUCCCAAGCACGUCACAGCUACUGAGAGAAAACGCUGCUAUGGAAAAUAGACUUUUUGGAAGAAAUAAAAGAUUCCUUAUAGAUGGCCAUCCAUAUCCAUUUAUGUUUUUCGGCAACCGACAAAAACGAUCAUUAGUAUAUCAUAACUACGACCUAUUAAAUUACUGGAGAAAUCGCAAUGAGUUAAAUCGACCUUGGUAUAUUAGAAAUAUGCGAUCGGAAAGCCGAGUGGUUGGUGGAAAACCAAGUCAACCCACGGCUUGGCCAUGGACGGUAGCCAUAUACAGAAACGGCAUGUUUCAUUGUGGUGGAGUUAUUAUCACUCAAAACUGGGUUAUAUCUGCUGCGCAUUGCGUACAUAAAUUUUGGGAUCACUACUAUGAAGUUCAAGCAGGUAUGCUUCGGCGUUUCUCGUUUUCACCGCAAGAACAAAACCAUCAAGUAACACAUGUGAUUGUAAACCAGCAUUACAAACAAGACGAUAUGAAAAAUGACUUGUCUCUACUAAGGGUCGAGCCAAUUAUUCAGUUCAGUCGAUGGGUUCGUCCAAUAUGCUUACCGGGACCUGAUACUGCUGGUCCUGAUUGGUUAUGGGGCCCAUCACCCGGUACUAUCUGCACUGCUGUAGGCUGGGGAGCUACAGUUGAACAUGGACCAGAUCCUGAUCAUCUUCGCGAAGUGGAAGUACCAAUAUGGGACAAGUGUAAGCAUGAAGAGGAUAGAGCCGGUAAAGAAAUUUGCGCUGGACCUUCAGAAGGUGGAAAAGAUGCAUGCCAAGGCGACAGUGGGGGACCAUUAUUAUGUCGAAACCCUACGAAUUCUCAUCAGUGGUAUUUAGCCGGAAUUGUGAGUCAUGGGGAUGGUUGCGCUCGUAAAGGUGAACCCGGGGUUUAUACAAGAGUUAGUCUUUUUGUAAAGUGGAUUAAGCAUCAUAUAGCCUCGAAUUCCUUACCAAUAGUCAAGCCUUUACAAGAAUGUCCUGGAUUCAAAUGUAAAUCUGGAAUUUCAAAGUGCAUAUUUAAUAAAAGAAAAUGUGACCAAAUUAUCGAUUGUCUCGGAGGAGAAGAUGAAAUUGAUUGCAAUUUUGUAAAAUCUACUACAACCUUAAGCGAUAACGAGUUUCUUUCUGAAAUGUUUAGAAGCAAUGAAAGAAGUGACCGAAUUGAAAUAAAUCGCAUAACAAAAGGCGCUAAUAUUGAAAAUAACACUUUAAAAAUUAUCCCAAAUACCGAGGCCAGUACAGAAGAAGCGACAUCAACUUCUGUUGCAGUAAAUCGUUAUGAUGACAAAACCACUAUGGAAAAUAACUUUAAACAUGCGUCAACACUCGAACUUCCAUUUUCUUCAAGUUCUGAUGAAUCCCAUUCUGAAUCACAUGAAAAAUCUAUAGGUUUACCUUCAAUGGAAGGAACCCUAUCAAUUUCAGAAGAAAAAACAACAGCAAGCACUACAACAACUUUCGAAGAAAUUUUCAGUAGUACAAUUUUAUCUACAACUGAGGAAUAUCGCGGAGACACAGCAAUUGUCAAUGAAUCACUAGAAUCAGAUUCUACAGAUUUCCAAAAUGCAACAAUGGAUAUGGAAAGCAGUGCUAAUGAUUUUUUUAAAAACCUUAAUAUACUUAAUGCAAGUAAUGUGGAAAAUACAACAAAUACUAGACCAACAGACGAAACUACUAUAACAGAUUCAACGACAAAUAUUCCAACAGAAAGUCAGUUUUCUCAGUUUACUUUGUCGACGGCUGUUACCAUCGACGAAUACAUAAGCAUGAAUGCAAAUGAAAUUGAAAAACUUCACUUGUUAAAUUUAAUUACCAAUAUAUCCAAUACAAAUUCAAAUAAUACUGAUUUUAGAAAUAAAUCUGAAGGUUUAUAUAUCGAACUACUUCCAAAAUCUAAUAUAAGCAUUAUACAAAAUACCGAUGAGGAUGUUAAAGAAACAACUGUAAUCGAACAGCAUAUUACGAGCUCUACUGACAAAGGGCCUCUAAAAACUCUGAUCGAUAUCGAAUCAAAGCAUGAUAUCAUAAAAAAAAUCGAAAAAAUAGUUUUCUCUCAAAAAAUGCCAGCAAAAAUAAGAAGAAGGCACCGUAUUCCCAAGGACUUCGAAUGUGGAAAGAUUCACCAAGUCAUUUCGUACAAUCUAAGAUGCGACAAUAAAGCGGACUGUGAAGAUGGAACUGAUGAACUUGGAUGCACAUGUAUUGAUUAUCUAUCGACUAUAAAUGAGAAAUUUCUUUGUGAUGGCAGUUUUCAUUGCGCCGAUGGACAAGAUGAACUUGAUUGCUUCAGCUGCCCUGAAGACCAUUUUCUGUGUAAAAGAAGUAAAUUGUGCAUACCACUGAGUAAUGUAUGCGAUGGAGUACCUGAAUGUCCUCAAAAUGACGACGAGUCGGACUGCUUUGCUUUAACGAAUGGCAAAGAACUCCAAUACGAAAUCGAUGAUAGACCGCAAAUCAAUCUAGAAGGAUUUGUGACGAAGAAACAUUUGAAUCAGUGGCAUGUUGUUUGCGAGGAUAAACUGACUAUUGAGCAAAUAGAACAAGAAGCUAAUCAUAUUUGCCAUUACUUGGGAUUCAGUUCAGCAAGAACAUAUUCUGUGAAGUAUAUUAACAUUAAAGAAGAUGACGUUUUAUUGAUUGAUAAAAGAACGAAAAGACAAAUAGUUACUACAGUCCCUGUGCAUUUUGCUUAUAAAAAUAUUAGCGAUGGUGUUAAUGCGACUGAACAUGUACUCAUUCAAGAACCACAAUUACUCAAAGAACAAUGUGUCCCAAAUGUAACGAAAACAUGCAAAUCUUUGUAUGUUUUCUGUGAUAGAACAUUAUAUACUGAUUUUGAUGAGACACCACUUUUCUUGCGUGAAACAGAAGUUGUACAAACAUUUAAGUGGCCUUGGAUUGCGAAAGUAUAUGUAGAGGGAAAUUAUAGAUGUACUGGCGUUUUAGUUGACUUGUCAUGGGUGUUAGUCAGCCACGCGUGUCUCUGGGAUACGUCACUUCACAGCUAUAUUUCUGUGGUUCUUGGAUCACAUAAAACUUUGAAGUCUGUAAAGGGACCAUAUGAACAAAUCUACAAAGUCGACGCUAGGAAAGAUUUAUACAGAAGUAAAAUUUCGUUGUUGCAUUUAAAAAGUCCCGCAACUUAUUCAAAUAUGGUAAAACCGAUGAUUGUAGCAUCCACCCGCAAUCAUUUGGAGAAAAAUAAUAAAUGUGUUACUGUGGGGCAAUUCGAUAACAACGAAACUAUUAGUAUUUUCCUGGAGGAAACUAAUGAAAACUGCAGCUCUCAUAACAUAUGUUUCAAACGCAAAUCAAUUGGAAAUACUGCUGGAAUGACAUCUAAUCAUGAAUGGGCUGGAAUUAUAAGCUGUCAUACUGAACAAGGCUGGGUGCCAGUUGCAUCUUUUGUAGAUGGUAGAGGAGAGUGCGGCAUAGGCGAUCAUAUACUUGCUACUGAUAUAGACAACCUGAAAAACGAAAUGAAACAUUACUCGAGUAAGAAAAUAUUUUCGGACUCAAUGGAGCAGGUAGACGUAGAUACUUGUGAAGGGACAAGGUGUGGUCGGGGCUCGUGUAUUGGCUUGGAGCGAAUAUGUGACGGUGUAAGACAGUGUGAAGAUGGAAACGACGAAUCCGAAGAAUCCUGUCAUAAAAAAGAACACAUCUGUAACGGCGAUCCGUUCCAUUCGGGAUGUGGGUGUUCAUCGGGUCAAAUGAAAUGCCGUAACGGUAAAUGCUUGUCUAAAGAGUUAUUCAGAGAUGGUCAUGAUGACUGUGGGGAUGGAACAGAUGAGCCUGGUCACACCACGUGCUCGGAUUAUUUGGCAAGAGUUAUGCCUUCGAGACUUUGUGAUGGAAUCUUACACUGCCAUGACAGAAGUGAUGAAGAUCCGAGCUUCUGUAAAUGCUUUGCUAAAAAGGCAUACAGAUGUAACAGAAAAUCGCGUCAAUCAGAACAGUGUGUAGCUCCUGAUAUGUUGUGUGAUGGUGUAAGAGAUUGUCCAAAUGGAGAAGACGAACAAACUUGUAUAGGUCUCAGCGCACCAGAGGGAACUCCCUACGGAACUGGACAAGUAAUUGUUCGGUCACACGGCGCAUGGCAUUCUAAGUGCUAUCCCACGCAAAACCACACUAAAUCAGAGUUAGAAGCCAUUUGCAGAGAACUUGGUUUUAUAAGCGGCCACGCGAAGGAAAUCAAAGGGAUGAAAAUCCUCCACCCACACAAUAGCCUACUUUUAGAUCCUUUCAGAGAAGUCGUUUUGAACAACAACACUGUUAUUAGAAUGAGAAACACGCACGAGCCACUGGCAAAACCCAUUUUUAACAAAGACAUAAUUAAUUGUUACCCAGUUUUUAUAGAAUGUUAUUAAGUUUUCAUAUACUUUCUAGUAGAUAUAUUUAUUUAGCGUGGUAACUUACGUUUUUUUCAAUUUUACUCUAAAUGUAAUAAAUAUUUUAAGAUUACUAUCUCAA
This is a messenger RNA of Bombyx mori (domestic silkworm), 6403 nucleotides long. It is a transcript of the gene ndl, whose product is annotated as ovarian serine protease. Gene Ontology annotation, biological process: proteolysis. The transcript is spliced from 26 exons. Gene Ontology annotation, cellular component: membrane. Gene Ontology annotation, molecular function: protein binding; serine-type endopeptidase activity. The record is from RefSeq and is a predicted model, not a curated record. Bases 256 to 6300 code for a protein of 2014 amino acids. Lineage: Eukaryota; Metazoa; Arthropoda; Insecta; Lepidoptera; Bombycidae.